Messenger RNA from Oreochromis niloticus (Nile tilapia), 3906 nucleotides. It is a transcript of the gene ints6l, whose product is annotated as integrator complex subunit 6 like. Gene Ontology annotation, biological process: snRNA 3'-end processing. The record is from RefSeq and is a predicted model, not a curated record. Gene Ontology annotation, cellular component: integrator complex. Lineage: Eukaryota; Metazoa; Chordata; Actinopteri; Cichliformes; Cichlidae. The coding region runs from base 966 to 3656 and encodes 896 amino acids. The transcript is spliced from 19 exons.
AAGUAUACUCACAGUUUCCUAGUGCAAUAAAUAGUUUUCUUUAACAUAUAACGUAUAAAUAGGCCAACUGAAAACAAGAAAUAGCCUGUUUUAAACUUCCACCAGGCAUGAGGUAUUUUUGUAAACUGCUGGUAUAAAGUUUUAAAACUUACUGUAAUUUUAAUUUUUCCGUUAUUUCUUAAUAUCAUGGUAGCAUCGAAGCACACUAUUGUGACUCCAGUAUUGUCGGAGUUACCACCAUUACGGCCAAAAGAUGCCUCAAUCUUUUCUUUCUGUAGCGAGAAUUAUUUUCCCGCUGUGGUAUUUACAAACUCGAACAUGCAUGUGUAAGUUUCUUCCCCAGUUUUUGUUGUUUUAGUUAACAAGGUCAUGUAACUACAUGCGUUAUUAUGUUAGUCAGAAGGACGGAGCCUUUGAGACGUCUUGAACGCAGCAAAAGAAUCACAUAUGUGGGCGCGCGCGUGUGAGGUUGUGAUGGGGCGGGAGGGGUACGGUGCAACUGGCAAGAAAUUUCAGGUCUAAGAAUAUAAUUCUCACACUGCAACAAUCAGUUAUGUGGCUUCAAACUAGCCUCAAGGGACCACAGAUACGAGGGUACUAUACCACGCUUUUGAAUAUCCACCCCCAACACCAGGAGACUGACAAACUGUACUCACGAGCCAUUUCGACUUCGUUAUAUCUGUGCUUGAGGGGGCGUGGUCAUUCCCAUCGGACUCGGCCAAUGGCGUCGCACUGGAAGGAGCUGGGCGUUCCAUUCGGUUAGGAGCAGAAGUUGAACAGCGCGAGCCGAGACAGAGCUCUAGAAAGGCAGAUAGGGAGAGGGCAGAGGCAACGGCCCUCUACUGGAGGGGGGGCUUAUUAUAACAAAUAUAUACACACAUGUGUGAACUGUUGGGCUGCACGAUAGGUCAUAUGUGGAUAAUAGUUAUUUUAGAAAAGCAUAUAACUGCGGCUUUACAUUUAAAAUGCCUAUUUUACUUUUCCUGUUAGACACGUCCGCCUCUAUGAAUCAGCGCACUUAUUUGGGUACGACGUAUCUGGACGUUGCUAAAGGCGCGGUUGAGGUCUUUAUGAAGCUGCGUGCCCGAGACCCGGCUAGUAGAGGCGACAGGUACAUGCUAGUUACAUUCGAUGAUCCACCAUACGGAGUGAAGGCCGGCUGGAAGGAGAACCAUGCCACCUUCAUGUGCGAGCUGAAGAAUCUGCAGGCGUCCGGCCUCACAACAUUAGGACACGCUCUUCGCACCGCCUUCGACCUGCUUAACCUCAACCGCCUCGUCUCGGGAAUCGACAACUACGGGCAGGGCCGCAACCCAUUCUUCCUCGAGCCAUCUGUGAUCAUCACCAUCACUGAUGGGAACAAGCUCACGCACAGCUCGGGAGUGCCAGAUGAGCUGCACCUGCCUCUGAAUUCUCCCUUGGCUGGCAGCGAGCUGACCAAAGAGCCUUUUCGCUGGGACCAGCGUCUGUUUGCACUGGUACUGAGGCUGCCAGGAGCAGCUACACCAGAUAAUGAGCAACUUGGUAGCGUCCCCACGGAUGAGUCUGCUAUCACCCAGAUGUGUGAAGUUACUGGAGGGCGAUCAUACUGUGUGCGAACACAGAGGAUGUUGAACCAGUGUCUGGAGUCUCUGGUCCAAAAGGUUCAAAGCGGUGUUGUCAUUAAUUUUGAAAAGACCGGGCCAGAUCCGCCUCCAGUUGGGGAAGAUAACUCUGUGGACUCAAGUCGGCCCGUGUCAUCCUUCAGCCCACAGCCAUGGCACAGCUGCCACAAACUCAUCUAUGUGCGACCAAACCCAAAGACUGGGGUGCCAGUCGGGCAUUGGCCCAUACCAGAGUCCUUCUGGCCGGACCAGAACUCUCCAACCCUACCACCUCGCACUGCUCACCCCGUGGUGCGUUUCUCUUGCGUGGACUGUGAACCCAUGGUGAUCGACAAGCUUCCCUUCGACAAGUAUGAACUGGAGCCCUCUCCGCUCACCCAGUACAUCCUGGAAAGGAAGUCCCCACACAUGUGCUGGCAGGUGUUUGUCAGCAGCAGCGGGAAGCAGAAUGACCUGGGGCAUCCUUUUGGCUACCUUAAAGCCAGCACCACUCUCACCUGUGUUAAUCUGUUUGUUAUGCCGUACAACUACCCAGUCCUUCUCCCACUCCUCGAUGAUUUUUUCAAAGUGCACAAACUAAAACCAAACCUUAAGUGGCGACAGGCCUUUGAGAUGUACCUGAAGACGAUGCCUCCAUACUACCUCCUGCCCUUGAAAAAGGCACUGAGGAUGAUGGGUGCACCUAACCUCAUCGCGGACACCAUGGACUGCGGACUGAGUUACAGCGUCAUUUCUUACCUGAAGAAGCUCAGCCAGCAGGCAAAAAUGGAGUCGGAUCGUCUGAUUGUGUCGGUGGGGAAAAAGGCUCCUCAGGAAACCGGCAUAAAGGUGAAGAACCACUCCAGCUCGCUUUCUCUAGCCCACCGGCGAGACUUUAAGCAGCUGCUGCAGGGAAUCACGGGGGAGGGGCCCCUUCGCCUGGCGGACAUUAAUUUCAAAGAGUUUGCCGGUUUCCAGAUCGUCCUGCUCAACAAGGAUGUAAAGCCUCAAGCUUAUCGGAAUGCCUACGACAUCCCAAGACGGAACCUCCUGGAUCAGCUCACACGAAUGCGCUCCAAUUUGCUGCGGACGUCACUAAAACUGAUCCGAGGGCAAGAUGAAGAUUCCCUGCACAGUAUUCCAGUGGCUCAGAUGGGAAACUAUCAGGAGUACCUAAAAAUGAUGCCGUCUCCUUUGAGAGAGAUCGACCCCGAUCAACCUAAACGGCUGCACACAUUUGGGAAUCCUUUCAAGCAGGAUAAGAAGGGGAUGAUGAUCGAUGAGGCGGAUGAGUUUGUAGCAGGCCCUCAAAAUAAGAAGAGAGGAAAUUCCAGUGACUCCAAUUCGGGAGCUACUGUGAAGAGAAGGCGGAGCAUGUCACCGUUGCUGCGGCGGCCGCAGACACCAUCAGGGAACACCAACCAUGUGGUGAUUGGGAAGAACCUAGCAGGGAUUCAGGGGCAGCAGAACCUCCUCAAACCAGUUCCACAGCACAAAGGAGUGGAUAGCAGCAACAUGGUGGUCACAGAGAGUAACGGCGACAGCGCUCUCGGGCUCGACUCUGGGGAAAUCUGGCCUGCAGAGAUGGAAACUGAGGCAGGGAAUCCAUCUUCACCGAGUUUAGAGGAGAAAGUUGGGACAGGAGCAGCAGUUCGCGGGGAGGACCUCGGUACGAUGGAGGAGAGGCUGGUGGAAGAUCAUCUAAAUGAGCAGCCGCUGGAGGAGAAGCACAACUGUGAUCGCCUGAGUCCACAGAGCCAGCUGGAUGGCGCUGACGCUGAGCCGGCAGUGCCUGAGAUCAUUUUCAUAGCUCCACUAGACGGCAACCUGGCAGAGCUGCGGACACGGGUCAUCAAGGAGGUCCGCAAACCUGGACGAAACUAUGAUGCAAUACUCAGACUACUGCAGCAGGUGAAAGGCCCGCCAAACGUACAGCGGUACUUCAUCCAGCACGCCAUCAAAGAAGCAAUGAGGUUCAAGAAGCGAGUACUGAUCCAGCAGCUGGAGAACGCCCUCGCGGAGCUGGAGGGGAAGCAAACAACACCACAGCUUCCCAAUGACCAUGGCAGAUGAACCUGGCAUCAGCGCUCCUCCUGAGUUCUCCUUGUUUUUACAACAGAUGUACACUACUUUUUAAUGUUCAUAGGGAAUAGAGAUUAUUUUUGUGAAAUUGCUUAUUUCAGAGUCUAAGAAAUAUUUUGAAAGACAAAUGUUCAAAGCCAUUUUUGUAAACUGUUAAAAUACAUAUACAAAGUGGAAAGUUUUAUGAACCUACUUCUUUUUUUAUCAAAACAAAAAAUUAAAAAAAAUGAUAACAAAUUAA